This is a messenger RNA of Paramecium sonneborni, 1833 nucleotides long. The record is from the annotation of a GenBank genome assembly. Lineage: Eukaryota; Ciliophora; Oligohymenophorea; Peniculida; Parameciidae.
AUGUAAUUUAGAAAAUUUUGUUAAUUCUCAACUCUUUCAAAACAAUUAAUACAAGACACUGAGAGAUACUAUUAUCUAAGUCAUUAAUCUACACGAAGUCAUACAUUUCUAGAGUAAUUUCAAUAACAUAAACAGAAUUAUUUUAAUACACUACUUAAUUGUGAUGUUAAGCAAAUUACUAAUUGGAGAAUGUUAAUUUAAAAUCUUUUCAGAAUUGAAACAUAACCUAAUGAUCUUCUUAAAUAAAUUAUAAAUAAGUAUUCUGAAUUAUAUGGGAUUGAAGACUUGCUUAAAAUUAAUAAUUACAAAUUAACUUAAUUAUUAAUUAAUAAUCAUAAUAUAUAUGAUGUUCCUAUCAAUUUAUUAAAAUGUGAAGGAAUUGCUUAAUUUAUUGAGUAAUAUGAACUUUCACUUACUGUCUAUCGUCCAAUUUAAUUACAUAAGUUAUUUAAACAUUUAAUACUAUGUUAAAAACUUAAUUUAUCAGUUAUUCCUAUUCAUACAUUUAAUUUAGUUCAUUACAAUAUUGAAUAAUCUUAAGAAUUAGAAUUUUUAAAUGAAUUGGUAUUAUAUUAAAGAUCUAAAAGAUCUCAAACUAAUAAAUUACCUAAUGAAACUUGGAGUUUAGUAUUCAAUCGUAUUCUAUUGUAAAAACUUAAUGAAUCAAAUUUAUUAUAUACUUGUUAAUUACUUUAAUAAUUUGCUCAUUAAAAAAUUAAUAUUAAAUUUGAUAUCAUGAAUUUACUAAGACAUCUUAUUGAUGAAUUUAGGAUUCUUACUAAAAGAGAAUCUACUUUAUUAGAAAUUAUAAGAACAAUUAAUAUAUUAAAAGCAAAUAAAUAUGAUAUAUCUGAAUUAAAAGAAUUUCGUAAACUUUGUGCUAAAGAAAAAUAAUUAUAGGGAGAUAAAGAAUAUGACAUAUAUAUGAAUAUUGAGCAUCAAUCAUAAAGUAUUGAAUUAAUUGAUAACUAAAAUCUAAAUUCAUAUCUAACUGAAAUACUUUUAGGAGAUAUAUAAAAACUUGGAGAUAUUUAAAAAGUUGAAUUGAAGGAAAAAAUAUUAAAUAAAUUAGAUACUGAAACUGAUGAAAAUUCAUUAAAAAAAAUCAUUGUAGUAAGUAGAUAAUUGUGGCCAAAUGAAAUUUCCAUCAUUUAAAAAUGUGCCAAAUAAAUUAGAAAAUAACUUGCCAAUAAUGAAUAAAAUAAAUAAAUGAUUUCUCUUGCAAUCAAUGCUUUAUAUGAAUUUAAAAGAAUUCAAUAUCCUUUUCUAGAUGAAUAACUGAUUCAUUAUUUAGCUAGUAUUGAUGAUUUAUAUAUUAAUCCAUAAGAAAUCAGUGUUCUCUUGUAUUAUAUAUGUCUAUCUUUACCUAAAUUUACAAAAAAAGAACUUACAAAUAUUUAAUAAAGAGAUUAUCCUAUUAAUUAGAAUUUAAGUAAGAUAUUCAUUAAUUUAUUACCUGUAAUUAAAAAAAUGUGUUAAAAAAAUGCACUUAGAUUAAAAGUAAUAUACACUCUAGUAGAUUGUAUUUGUAAAUACAAAGAAUAAUUAGGUGAUAUAGAUUUGAAAUUUUUCUUUGAAAAGAUAGAAUUUAAUUUAGUUAACGAAUUAGAAAUUAAAUAAUAAUGUAGAGUAGCUGUUGAAUAAAAAGAUUUAUAAUUUUUAUAUGAAAGAUUUCGAUACUUAAAAGUAGGUUCCAGAAAAUUGUAUAGAUUUUUUAAUGAUUCAAAAUCAAAUUAUUUUGGAGCUAUAUAGAAAUUGCUUUAAAGAUAAAAAGUUUAUAUAAGAAUGAGACAAUCUAGAGGAAAAUCCAUGAGAGCUUAGAGAUCCUUUUGA